Knipowitschia caucasica is the source of this 231-nucleotide messenger RNA. NCBI's taxonomy places the organism in Eukaryota, Metazoa, Chordata, Actinopteri, Gobiiformes, Gobiidae. The record is from the annotation of a GenBank genome assembly.
AUGGUUUCUGCCCUGCCCCCGGAUCCUGUGUGGUCCUAUAAAAGCCACCUCCUCCGCAGAGCCUCAGACUUGAACCGAUCACUGGCGCAAAAAGUCCUCUGCCUGCAACUCCUCUUCAUCAUCUGCAGACAUGAAUAUAGGUUUGAGUGUGUGUGUCGUCCUGGCUGCUCUCUUCAGCAGUUCCUUGAGUCUGCCUUCACAAACCACGUCACAGAAUACAGAGGCGUCUGA